AUGUUAUGUGUGGUUGUUGUGGGGUUAAAAAUUGGUCGUCAUAGUAACGAGAAAAUGGAGAGUCUAAAGGAGGCAUUGGGCCAAAUUAACUUGAAAACUCCCAAACAGAUAGACCAGUCUCUCAAGAGUUCCUCUUCCUCUUACUUUAGCCAAUCCAAGAAGGAGAAGCUAUUGAUUGCUUAUGCUGAAAACUUUCAGCGUCAGUUUCGACAGUUGUACGGUGACAGGAAGCCUCUUUUAUUGAAACCACCUAAUGAGAACGGAGUUGAAAAAUUUAUCUGCACUACACUGAGACCAACUCAACUCCCAUACAAGGAACUGUAUGAUUAUGAUGGCUGCAGUGAGUUUGUGUCUGAUUAUCUCUCCUAUGUCACACUGAGCAUACCCAAUGAACUGCCUGAAAAGAUUGUUUCCCCAACACAAGUACUAUCAAGUCAGAAAGGGAACUGUUUUGAUUAUUCAAUAGUCCUAGCCUCAUUACUCAUUGGGGCUGGAUAUGAUGCAUACUGUGUGUGUGGCUAUGCAACAAGAGAAAUCACACUAUUGGAUCAAACAAGGAAACCAUGCCCACAGCUAAUGAACGUACAAGAGGAAGAGCCACCAAGUGCUACUAAGGAGAAAGCCAAGUAUGCUGUACGACCUCCUAAAGACCUGAGCAGUCAAUUCCUCAAGCUACAAGAUCAAAAGGAGAAGGACAAAAUAGCUGCUGAGGAGAAGAAGAAGAAAGAAGAAGAGGAGGCAAGGAUUGCUGAACUGGAGAAACCUCCUCCUGAUAAGUUCUAUGGUCUACGAUAUCACUCAUGGGUACUUGUCCUCUCUGGGAAGAGGGAGGUGGCUCACAGCUUCUUCAUAGAGCCCACCACUGGAGAGACACACCCACUGGACUCACCUCUCUACCUUGGCAUUGAGACACUCUGGAACCACAGGAACUAUUGGGUAAAUAUGCAGGACUGCUCUCAGGGCGUUAAGAAUCUUGUGUAUGAUCUUGGGGAUGCAGCAAGGUGGGAGUAUUUCUUCCCUAGCAUUGACAAGCAGUUGCUGCUACCUGAUGAAGAAAUGGCAUUAGAGGAAGAUCAUGAAGAAGAGGAAGAGGAGCAAAAGGCUGGAAAGGAUCAUUUUCAAUUACCUCCUUCCUGGGUCAAUCCCAUAACCAUAUCACCUAAAGAUUAUGAGACAAGAUGUCCCAAGGGAAAGAAAACUGUUCUCUAUCACAAAGCUAAAGUAGAGAAAUAUGCUCCUUAUCUUAAUGCUGAUGGACUCGUGGAAAAAAUAGUUGUAUAUGCAGAUUCAGCACGUUCUAAUGUAUUGCAGACAAAGGAAAGGUUUGCCAAUAGGAAAGACCGUCUCACUAAUAGAGAAACCAAUGCAAAGACAGGCCAGAAAGUAGACAUAUUCCAGCCAGGAAGGAAAAGAAACCUUAAAGAGCACAAGUUUUACGAACCAAAGAGUUUGAAGUGUGAUUAUAGAACCUUAUACUUCUUUUCAGAUUUGAGAGUUGAUGGAUUAGCUACUAGAGAUCACACUCCAACAGAAAUGACUGAACACUUUGAAGGGAGAGAGGACAGGCUGUACUAUCGAUAUGUGACCUAUGACAAAAUAGUUAAGAGAUUUGAACCAGCCGAUAAAGAAAGAGGAAGACAUAUACAUAAAAUAGUUGAGAAGUUUCAUCGUGACCCCAACCUACCAGCUAACAGUGACAUUGCCCAGCGUACAUUCUUAUUUGAUGAGAGGAAGAUACAAGUCGUGUAUCAUUUUGAGGAUAACAGGAUAACCCCAUCAUCACGGGAAUUCUAUCUACCAGUCCUCACUGGGGAUCAAGCACAGCAACUCACAAUGAACCCUGAUAUGACAUCAGCUUACCAAGUUGAUUCUUAUAUGACAGAGCCCAAGCAGAAAGUGCUGUAUGAUAUGUUGGAGGGACUGCUAAAAGCUCAGGAAGACAGUGUCACUGCUGUUAGACUGUCAGAAAAAGAGACUGAGUCAAUACUCUCUGCUCGUAUGCAAGAGGAGCUCAAUGCUAUACUAACAAUAUCAGUCUAUGAUGUAGCUAGGAAUGAAACUGCAAGACAGCACAGACAAGAACUAGAAAGGAAGCAAAUGGAGGAGGAGAGGAUAAGACAGGAGAAAGAGAAAGACUAUCUUGCUCCAUUUUUAGCUCGUCACGGUGACCCACCCACACUCACAAAGGAGCAGAAGAAGAAGGUCACUGAGGAGUGCCUGAGUGACAUGAAGAAGAGACUAGUUGACGUCGCUAAUAUAAUACAAUCACACUUCGAGAGAGAAACUGAUGAUUUGCAAAAGAAGCAGUUAUGGUAUAAGCAGAAGCAGUCAUCAAUCACUAAAGAUGAAGAAGUGGAAUAUGUGAGCUAUUGUGGUGAAGCAAUGUACAGGAUACAUAUACUGGAACAAAGACUGAACAGACACAAGACAACAGCACCUCAGAAAUACUUGGAAUUAGAAAGAAGACUUAAAGAGGAUCCUCGUCUUUCACUCUCUUAAUGUUACUCUGUGUGUGUGUGUGUGUGUUUGAUCUUUGACUGUCAUUGAAUAUCAAUUAGAAUUCAAUAGACAUGAAAGAGAUACAUGUAAUGAAAAGAGACAGUGUGAAAAGAGAUGGAGAGGAUCAGUUUAAGAAAAUGAUCUGUUUGUUUCAGAUGCCCAUGUGUAUAUUAAACUUCAAAAUAAUUUUGAGUUUGGAA
Messenger RNA from Amphimedon queenslandica, 2699 nucleotides. Its product is annotated as dynein regulatory complex subunit 7-like. Gene Ontology annotation, biological process: flagellated sperm motility. The record is from RefSeq and is a predicted model, not a curated record. NCBI's taxonomy places the organism in Eukaryota, Metazoa, Porifera, Demospongiae, Haplosclerida, Niphatidae. The transcript has 18 exons. Gene Ontology annotation, cellular component: motile cilium. The coding region runs from base 1 to 2499 and encodes 832 amino acids.